Molecule: messenger RNA, 294 nt
Organism: Protopolystoma xenopodis
Lineage: Eukaryota; Metazoa; Platyhelminthes; Monogenea; Polystomatidea; Polystomatidae
Source: the annotation of a GenBank genome assembly
ACAAUUGCACUCAGCGGAAAUUUCUGCACUGACAAGAAAUCUGCCGCUGUCAACACUAUUCUUGGGAGGGGAAAAUCGGUGCUGGCUGAGGCUCGUAUACCGGCGAGUGUGGUUAGCGCCUGCUUGCACACUACUCCUCGUCGUCUGGUUCGUUUGGCCCAGGCAAAGUUGCAUGUGGGUGGUGCUUUAGCAGGUCUCAACGGCUCUGCCGGUGGGAAUGCACAUGCUGCAAAUCUAGUCGCCGGCUUGUUUGCUGCCACAGGUCAAGAUCUGGCUCAAAUGAUGAAGAACUAA